CCUGGGUGGAAUAGGUUUCCUCGGUGAAAAGAUACUGCUUUUGCUACCAGAAGCAGGCACCUGUAAUAUUACUGCCGGAGAACUUCGGUGUGGUGUUGAGUAGACCGAGAAUAGAAGGUAGAGAACGACUAGCUCACUGCUACAACUGCACCUCUACGACAUGAACUUUACCCAUUGACUUGUGGAGUUAUUAUGACUGGAUGUAACUACAUGUACAUGUAUAAGCUUUGACUUAAGAAACUUAAGCUGAGAAAGUUCUUAACGACCAGUGCCAGUGCUACGAUUGAACCCUACGACUGAGUAGUCAUCACAGCUUUACACGGGAGAAAGUGAUCAUACUGGUUUAAAUUCUCAGUCCCCAAGAUGACGUCACUGUGUUCCAAAAUGGAGUUCAUCCUCCUUCUGAUUGUGUGCAUCUACGCAGCCAAGGUUAUGAUCGUGCUAGUGUACAUGGAUGAAUUCAUCCCUGCUGACGUCACCAUCAUGAACGGUCAAGAUCACGAACCAGAUGCAACGUUGAACAGGUUGAACAUGGAGCGAAGGAAUAGAAAGGAUAAGCGAGACUUUGAAGGGGUGUUAAGGCGGAUGGGUGGGGAGGCAUCACAGAGUGACACAAAGCGAUUGGACAAUGAUAUUCCUAGUGUGCAGAAUUGUAGCAGCGAGUCCAAAUCAGUUAGUGAAGGUGGUAGGGCACGUCCGGAAGACGAAAUGAAGAGAAAUCAAACUAAUUUGGCACCCAACUUGGGCUUGAAUAGCGCCCUCUUCCAUCGAGUGCUGGAUUCGGUGUUCGAUCACAGCCACGAUAAGAAGAAGUGUCAGGAUGCCUUCAUGGUAUCUCUCAUCACCACACGCCCAACGGAAGUAGACUUCCGAAUGGCGAUCCGUGAGACGUGGGCAAACGACGCCUACGCGCAUCAGAUGGGAGUACUCACGCUGUUCGUUCUCGGUCAACCGACGGACGGUACCGUCAACUCGGCCGUGUUCCUCGAGAAUGAACGGCACGACGAUAUCUUGAUGGGAAGCUUCACGGACAGUGUGGGUAACUCCACUUUGAAGCUGCUCCUCGGGAUAGACUGGGUGAUGUCAAAUUGCCCCUCCGCCAAAUACGUCUUCAUCGGUGAUGAUCACAUGUUCAUCAUCUACGAGCGUCUUGUCAAACUUCUACGAGAAACAAACGAAAAGGACGGUGUGAAAAUGUGGAUUGGUCGACUCACUCAGGGGAAGAUGCCUGAGCGAGACGCAGGAAGUCGGUACUAUGUAUCGAGGAAGCUCUAUCCAGAGACUCGUUAUCCAGACUUCUGCACUAUUGAGGCUGGUUACGUGCUUAGCGUGGAUGCCGCCAGGGAACUUGUAGCCUUGUCUUGGGGUGAGCCUCUCCUGCCACUACCAGAUGUCUACAUGGGAGUUCUAGCCAAGAAAGCCAACAUUCUAAUAACGAACGAUAAAUCAUUCAGUUACGGUAACCAGGCCAAGGAUGCGUGUGAGCUCAACAGAGUCGUCACGUCACGGGGUGUACGGUCGGCGGAACAACUCCAGAGCACCUGGACGAAGUUCAGCGAUCCUGAGUUCCGCCGGAACUGUCCCGAUCCGGAUUUGAGUUUGGUGCUCAGUAAGCACAUUGACAAUUCACCUUACUUGGACAAGACACUCCAAAUGCGUCUGAACCAUCCGGAUUUUUGCUACGACAAAGCUGGGAACGAGGAGAGUGUUUUCAUCCUCGUACUCAUCAGUACGUUGCCGAGACACUUUGAGCUGCGUAGUACCAUCCGGGAAACUUGGGGGCGUAACUUAAUGACACAGGGGGAGAACAUCAAACUUUUAUUCGUGAUGGGCCACACCCAGACUGAUGUUAAACUUAUACAGCAGCAAGUCAAGCAAGAGGACGACAAGUUUGGUGACAUCAUCCAAGCAGACUUUACCGAGUCCUUCCAUAACUUAACUCUCAAGGUAGUCAUGGGACUCCGGUGGGUGACUCAAAACUGCCCCCACGCCAAAUACAUGUACAAAGGUGACGAUGACAUGUUUGUCAAUUUCGAUCGCAUUGUGUCUCACUUGAAGGAGAGCCGAGCCAAAGGACUGGCAAAGUCUAGGUAUUUCCUUGGGAGUGUACUCUAUAGAAGUGUCCGCGUUACGCGUGAGAACUCCAAGUAUUACGUGCCAGAAAGACUCUACAGUGGCCGAUACUUUCCCCCGUACUGCUCGGGUGGUGGGUACAUCAUGUCAACAGACAUCAUUCCACAGAUGUACCGUAAGUCACUGGAGACUGCCUUUAUACCCAUCGAUGACGCCUACCAGGGUAUUCUCAUGAGUAAAAUAGGGGUGAAGCCAGUCGCCCACCCGGGGUUCAAAAACUGGGGUGCCAAGACGGACGGGUGUUCGUUGAGAGAGGUUAUGGUGGUCCAUGGAUUUAAGAACUCUGAUACAAUGAAUGCAGUAUGGAGAAACUACACCACUCCAGCAGCUGAGGACUGCCCGGAGGUUUCGUGACACAAAGAUGAUUGAACAUCAAACACUUGAGCGACUGUGGACGCCAGUCUAAAAACAAAAACCGAAUAGGACUUUUAAACUGCAUUUUGUUAGCGCCUCUUUAGUUUUUUUUUUUUUUUACAAACUGCAAAGCCAAAGUAAUGUUUUUAUAAGAAUCGUUUUUAAACGAAAACUAAGUAUUUUAAAGCACCUAUUAGUUUUGUAUUAUUUUUAACAUGCCUAAUGGUCGAGUCGUCCAUGUUUUUUU
This is a messenger RNA of Asterias rubens (European starfish), 2734 nucleotides long. RefSeq lists its product as uncharacterized. Gene Ontology annotation, cellular component: membrane. Gene Ontology annotation, molecular function: hexosyltransferase activity. The record is from RefSeq and is a predicted model, not a curated record. The transcript is spliced from 3 exons. The coding region runs from base 364 to 2487 and encodes 707 amino acids. Lineage: Eukaryota; Metazoa; Echinodermata; Asteroidea; Forcipulatida; Asteriidae.